Messenger RNA from Cylicostephanus goldi, 726 nucleotides. The record is from the annotation of a GenBank genome assembly. Lineage: Eukaryota; Metazoa; Nematoda; Chromadorea; Rhabditida; Strongylidae.
UUGCAAUUUUUUCAUUUUCUAAAAUAUGCUCUUCUCUUUUCCGGUCAGGAAACGCGGGUUCGACUGGGAGAGUCCGCUGUGCGGGCCGCAGCUGCUGUCGGCUAUGUGGGAGCCGGUACAGUCGAGUUCAUCCUAGAUCCGAAGGGUGAUUUUUACUUCAUGGAGAUGAAUACUCGUCUUCAAGUGGAACACCCAAUUACGGAAGCUAUCACUGGUACUGACCUUGUGGAAUGGCAGUUGAAGAUCGCCCAAGGCGAAAAAUUGCCUUUGAGACAGGACCAGAUACCCCUGAAAGGACAUGCGUUUGAGUGCAGAGUGUAUGCCGAAGACACUGAGGGAGGAAAAUUUAUGCCCACUGCUGGUAAACUUGACUACGUAUCCUUCCCAAAUGACGCUCGCGUGGAUACCGGUGUUGUUACCGGAGAUGAAGUUUCUGUUCACUACGAUCCCAUGAUUGCCAAGGUCGUGGUAUGGGCAGAAGAUCGUGCUAGCGCCGCAGCAAAGCUAGAUUCGGCAUUGUCUCGAACGUUGAUCAGUGGUUUGCCUACGAAUAUCGGUUUUGUGCGAACUGUUUUGAAGCAUCCCGAAUUUAUGAAGGGUAAUGUGUAUACUGAUUUCAUCCCUGACCAUCAGAAAGAGCUCUUCGCUGUGAAGAAGGGAACGGUUGAGGUACAUACUCGUGGUUCCAGUCAUAUCAUUCAACGAAGUUUUUGUAGGAAGUCGUAG